AUGGACCAUGUUGUCGAGAACCGCAAGAACUUGUACGCUGUUGACGUGCUGACUGCCAUGAAGUGGUCAUUGGACGCCUGGGAAAAUGUCACGUUGACGUUGCGAUGGGCCGUGGAGGUGACCAGUCUGCAGGCGGACAGGGUGGUCGCGAUGAUGGAGGUCACGAAGGUGAGUAUUGCCGACGUGGUGGUGGCUAGGGACAUGAACCGGACCAUCGUGGUUCGCUUUGCGGCAGCUCGGGAGCUUCGGGUGGAAGCCCUGCAGGCAACAAGGGCCGAUGAUUUCGGUCCGCUGGUUUCCGACGUAACCCCUUGUCUUGAGAUCAAGUCGUCCUCCUCUUCCGUCCCCCUUUGUUCAUCAACAGGCUCAGGUGGUCGCGCACCUUUCGUGGUACUGCUGCCGGACCAACCGGGCGGCAACAGCGAGAUGGACGACCAGUUGCUCGCGCCAGACGACUGCACCGCGACCACCGUCGUCUAG
Messenger RNA from Aphanomyces astaci, 480 nucleotides. RefSeq lists its product as hypothetical. The record is from RefSeq and is a predicted model, not a curated record. The transcript is spliced from 3 exons. Bases 1 to 480 code for a protein of 159 amino acids. NCBI's taxonomy places the organism in Eukaryota, Oomycota, Saprolegniomycetes, Saprolegniales, Verrucalvaceae.